AUGGAACUCUCGCGCCUCUUUGUUUCGGACACAUGCUUCUUCUCCCCUCCGAUUCGCUAUUCUCCUUCGCCGGCGCUAUCCACCUUCUUCACCGUACGCCUCCGCAUUAACCGCCGCCGGAGGAGAAGCUUUUGUUUCGCCUCUAACCAUGACACUUUAAUCGCCGGCGGAGGUCCUGUCGUCGCCGGCGCCGGAGAGAAGCACGAGGAGGACCUGAAAUCUUGGAUGCACAAACACGGCCUCCCUCCGUGCAAGGUUGUUCUGAAGGAUAAACCUUGCCACAAUGAUCCCCAUAAGCCUAUACAUUACGUUGCAGCAAGUCAAGAUCUUGAGGUUGGCGAUGUUGCAUUCUCCGUCCCUAAUUCCUUGGUGGUUACUCUGGAGAGGGUAUUGGGAAACGAGACUGUUGCUGAGCUAUUGACAACAAAUAAAUUGUCCGAAUUGGCGUGCUUGGCAUUGUAUCUGAUGUAUGAGAAAAAACAGGGGAAGAAAUCAUUCUGGUAUCCAUACAUCAGGGAGCUUGAUCGUCAACGAGGUAGGGGUCAGCUGUCAGUGGAAUCACCUCUUCUAUGGUCAAAAUCUGAGCUGAAUUACCUGUCAGGAAGUCCAAUUAAGGAUGAAGUUAUUCAAAGGGAAGAAGCAAUACGAAAAGAGUAUAACGAACUUGACACAGUUUGGUUCAUGGCAGGUUCUCUGUUUCAGCAAUAUCCAUAUGACAUUCCUACUGAGGCUUUUUCAUUUGAGAUUUUCAAACAAGCCUUUGCCGCUAUUCAGUCUUGUGUGGUGCAUUUACAGAAAGUUAGUUUAGCUCGGAGAUUUGCUUUAGUUCCCAUGGGACCUCCUUUACUGUCCUACCAAAGUAACUGCAAGGCAAUGUUAACUGCUGUUGAUGGCGCUGUUGAGCUUGCAGUUGAUCGCCCAUAUAAAGCUGGGGACCCAAUUGUUGUCUGGUGUGGCCCACAACCUAACUCAAAGUUACUUAUAAACUAUGGUUUUGUUGAUGAAAAUAAUACCAAUGAUCGUCUAAUCGUUGAGGCAGCUUUAAAUACUGAAGAUCCACAAUAUCAAGAUAAAAGAAUGCUGGCUCAAAGAAAUGGAAAGUUAUCCGUUCAAGUUUUUCGUGUAUAUGCUGGGAAGGAAAGGGAAGCUAUCUUAGAUAUGCUUCCUUAUCUACGCUUGGGUUAUGUUUCAGAUUCUUCUGAGAUGCAAUCUGUCAUCUCCUCCCAAGGUCCAGUGUGUCCGGUAAGCCCUUGUAUGGAACGGGCUGUGUUGGACCAGCUGGUGGAUUAUUUCAAGAAUCGGCUGGCUGGCUACCCUACAACAUUGGCUGAAGAUGAAUUUAUGCUGACUGAUGGUAAUCUGAAUCCAAAGAAGCGAGUAGCAACCCAAUAUGUUCGGCUGGAAAAAAAAAUGCUUCAUGCCUGUUUGCAGGCAACUACUUACUUCAUAAACCAGCUUCCAGAUCACAGUAUAUCUCCCUGCCCUGCUCCCUAUGCACCUUUGUUAAAAUGA
Molecule: messenger RNA, 1512 nt
Organism: Sphenostylis stenocarpa
Lineage: Eukaryota; Viridiplantae; Streptophyta; Magnoliopsida; Fabales; Fabaceae
Source: the annotation of a GenBank genome assembly